Messenger RNA from Halteromyces radiatus, 1123 nucleotides. RefSeq lists its product as uncharacterized. The record is from RefSeq and is a predicted model, not a curated record. Lineage: Eukaryota; Fungi; Mucoromycota; Mucoromycetes; Mucorales; Cunninghamellaceae. The coding region runs from base 33 to 1031 and encodes 332 amino acids. The transcript is spliced from 9 exons.
UUACUUUUCAAUUUGACUCGAACUAUAUUCUAAUGUUUCAACAGUUCAAGAAUAUAUUUCCAGGAUCAGCAUCUCUCAAUAUACGAUCGUUAGCAGACUCUGUGGGGUUGAAUGAAGAAGAAUGGCGUACUCGUGGAAUGGAAAGACUAGAGUCCAUUCGCUCAGAACUUCAAAACUUUAAUGCUCUCUUAAUCAACAAAUCAGAUAGUAAUAGUAGUGAAGAUAUAUCUGGAAAAACAAUCACAUCAAACAAUAUCACUUUGGAGGAAACAGCAAAAGUUAUAGCAAGAAUACAACAAGGCCGGGAAACUAUUCACUACAACAAUAUAGAUAAUAUCAACAAAUCAAAGAAAGCUGAUCAACUGUUACAAGUCUUAUUAUCAAGAUGUGAAUUACACAAUACUAUCUGUACUGGUAUGUCAGAACUUCCGGAAAAAUUGGAGACGACACGUCAGGAAAUGAAAUCGGUAACUAGCGCUGCAAUGGAACUGAAAACCAAGUUGUUGGCAUUGGAACAUCGUAUUGAUCACGCUUGUCUUGAAUUUGAACAACAUAAUUUUGAAAAAUGGAAACAAGAACAAGAAGCUUGUUUACAAACGGAAUUAGAGAUGAAAAGACAACGAUUAAAAUCAAGGGAAGCAGAAUUGAACCAGCUCUAUGAAGAACACAAUGAACAACAAGCCAAGAAAAGAUUGGAGCUUUAUGAUAUCAAUUUUCAAUCUGAAUUAGAAGAUUAUCGACGCCGACGGGAAACAGAAGUCUCGUCACUCUAUAACAAGAGCAAUACAACACGCGACAAAAUCAUGACAACUACACUUGAAAAUUUGAAUCUUGACAAUGACAAUUCUGAAGAUCUAAAUCAAUUUUUGACUGAUGAUGACGAUGAUACCAAUGAUAAACUUGAUACAACAACAGCCAGAAAGACAUCUCUGCAUAUUCAAGCCAAUCGUACGACGAAUAUUAGUGAUGAAGACGAUGAUGAAGAAAUACAUGUAGAAAUAUUAGCCGACGAAGAUUAUGAAUCAGAUUAGAUAGAUACAUUCAUACUGUUUUAUCAUUUUAUUCUUGUAUAUACCAUUUCUUUUUUUUACUUCAAUACAUUUUUUUUUAUCAUUUAUCUGUC